ACUGUAGAAACUGGCCCCCAGCCUGCUUUCUCCGACAGUCCAAUACAGAGACCCCGGCUCCUUCAGGGGAGUAAGGCCACCAUGGCUCAGGCGAAGUCCCUGAUCUUGUUCUCACUGCUACUCCUAGUGCUGCUGGCACUGGGGUGGGUUGAACCUUUCCGGGAAAGGGAAUCACAGGCCAAGAAGUUCAUUCGGCAGCACAUGGACCCAGACGGCUACCCCAGCAUCAGCUCCAGCUACUGUAACCAAAUGAUGAGGCGCCGGAACAUGACGAAAGGAUGGUGCAAGCCAGUGAACACCUUUGUGCACGAGCCCUUGGUUGAUGUCCAGGCUGUUUGCUUCCAGGAAAAGGUCACCUGUAAGGAUGGGCAGUCUAACUGCUACCAGAGCAGCUCCAGCAUGAGCAUUACGGACUGCCGCCUGACAAACGGCUCCAAAUACCCCAAUUGUGCAUACCGAACCAGCCAGAAAAAGAGGCACAUCAUCGUGGCCUGUAACGGGAACCCAUACGUGCCGGUCCACUUUGACGCUUCGGUAGAGGUCUCCACCUGAGACCUUAGCAGUGAGGUGCCCCACCUUAUUGUGUCACCUGCCUCUCCCCCUUUCUUCCUUGCCCUGAGGGAAAUAACUCAAGUUAGGGCUCCUAUCCAACACAAACAUGCUUCCCUGGCCUGAGACUUGCCCCUGAGUGGUUUGGGGGGGCGUGAGAAGUGGGUUGUGAGAUGGGCCCCAUGUCAACCACUUCACUGCUUCUUUCAAUAAAACUUAAUUGCAACCA
Pteropus alecto (black flying fox) is the source of this 778-nucleotide messenger RNA. RefSeq names its product ribonuclease A family member 1, pancreatic (gene RNASE1). Bases 82 to 552 code for a protein of 156 amino acids. The record is from RefSeq and is a predicted model, not a curated record. Lineage: Eukaryota; Metazoa; Chordata; Mammalia; Chiroptera; Pteropodidae. Gene Ontology annotation, molecular function: RNA nuclease activity; nucleic acid binding. The transcript has 2 exons.